Messenger RNA from Encephalitozoon romaleae SJ-2008, 345 nucleotides. RefSeq lists its product as hypothetical. The transcript is spliced from 2 exons. The record is from RefSeq and is a predicted model, not a curated record. Gene Ontology annotation, molecular function: peptidyl-tRNA hydrolase activity. The coding region runs from base 1 to 345 and encodes 114 amino acids. NCBI's taxonomy places the organism in Eukaryota, Fungi, Microsporidia, Unikaryonidae.
AUGGCAAUCGUGCAAUACAUUUUGCUUAGAAACGACUUGAAUUUCUCCAGAGGUGCUCUGAUUGCUCAGGCCUGCCACUCAAGUGUUUACUCCAUUGAAAGAUACAGAGACCAUCCGGAUACAGUAGAAUAUCUGAGGAACGUAAGGCUUAUGACAAAAGUAGUCCUCAAGAUAAAAGGAAAAGAUGUGGGAGAGAUAAUAGACCAUCUUGUUUCAAAAAACAUAGAUCACACUGUUUGGGUUGAGGAGCCAGAAAGUAUAACCACAUGCAUAUCUCUUAGGCCCUAUGCCAAGGACAAAAUUGCAGAUGUUGUUGAGUACUUCAAAAGAUUCAAGCUGUUCUAG